Molecule: messenger RNA, 2720 nt
Organism: Ceraceosorus guamensis
Lineage: Eukaryota; Fungi; Basidiomycota; Exobasidiomycetes; Ceraceosorales; Ceraceosoraceae
Exons: 1
Coding region: 282-2330 (682 amino acids)
Biological process (GO): regulation of DNA-templated transcription
Molecular function (GO): DNA-binding transcription factor activity, RNA polymerase II-specific; zinc ion binding
Source: RefSeq, a predicted model, not a curated record
ACAGCCAGGUACGCCAAAGAUAAUCUCUGAGCUCGCUCAAGCCCUGCAUCGCACAGGUUCAGCAGUUUAGAAACGUUGACUCCAUCUCGCCAUCAAGCCUGCUGGUCACAGUAUGCGCUUGUAAUCGAUCGGAUCGGUCGUGCGACGGAGACAGCAAGGAGCAAAGAGUAAUCACCAGCGCUGGCGCAUUGCUUUUGCCAAUACACCCAAACAAGAUGCUGGUAUAGACUACGACGUCUUCCUUUCGGGCUGCCACGCCUCUCUGCCUCGAGCUACCCAACAUGUCUUCACCGCACACGAUGCAAGCUCCAAACAUUCAGCCACAGCCAAAGGGACGGCGAACACGCAGCCUUCGCUCUUGUCUCGCGUGUCGCAAAGCCAAGCAGCGCUGCGAGUUGCCGGAUUCCCCAGCCUGCAUCCCGAGCAAAGAGCCGCAGCCUGCAAACCUGGUCUGUCGAAGAUGCAAAGUGAUGCGCUUCGACUGCAUCGUCAGCGACCCGCUGCCCGAAAGCGUGACCAGCGGCAAAGCUGCGUCUCGAAAGCGAAAGCGCGCACAGCAGGACUCGCCAGCACAGGGACAGCAGCAACAGGCACCUCACCACAGUAGUGGAUCUCAAAGUCACUCGUCCAAAGCCUCCUCAUCCGUGUCUCUCUACAAUGGCUACGGGCCAUCUCCGCCCACGUCCCAUGCUCCCUUGGACGCAACUUCCAGCUCGAGCUCACGUCCAGGCUGUUCGCGCACUCCGGACGAGCGGUCACCAGAGCACGAGCAUGGGAGCGGUGCGCUAUCAUAUCGCAGCAUCGGUCAUUCGUCCAGCAUCCUGCAUCCGCUCACCUCUUUCGAGCGAUCUUGCAGCGAUCGCAGCUCUACAAAGCAUGGCGAGGUGAGAGAGCGUGAAUGUCGAAGCGCAGGGCUGGACUUCACUGGGAACGUGCCUCUUGACAACGUCUCUGGCGCUCCACCAUACAAACGUCGUCCACUGCCUAAUGCUGUUCCUACUGCGACGCCCGCAGGCAGCGAUAGCGCCCUUAGCACGACGACGAGUAGCACGGACCAUCAAACGAGCAGACCUCUGCAGCGUCUCAUCCACGAAUUACAAGUUUUUGAUCCUUCUCCGUCUUUUGGCAUACGCCAACCAGAUGCAGAUGUGCGAGCCAGCGACGAGGUCUUACAGCGCCGUGCGGGCUCUGAUCAGGCUUCGCGGGAGCCAGAGUGGAUGCAGCGCUUGAAGGUGGUCAUGCUGCCUUUUGUUCUCCUCGACAAGCUCUGCUCGGUCCAGUGUGACAAGCUGACGCUGGUGGAUGGCGACCUCGCCACGCCGCCGGACGAGAAUUUGGACACCAGCGUGGGCUCUUCCGACAUUGAGCCGUUCCUGGCGUUGCUUGAUCGUAUGUCGAUUGGUGGCCAGCAAGUCGCGGAGCUGGACGAGAGGCUCAAAGACCUCGUCGCGACCCUACCAUGGUUGCCCUCCAUCUCUACUCUGCUGAGCGCCGCUCGACGCUUCGACGGAAAAGUCUUGAAUCUGCUUGUCGCAUGCCUCUACUUUGCGGCUGGCAAAGCAGGAUGGUUGCGUUUCAAAGCUGCCCUUUUGCCCUGGCUUCGCAGAGGCUGCCUCGGCUGCUUGUUGCAGGCGCCUCAAGGACCGGAAGACGUAGCCUUCUUGCUCUACGUCGCUCUCUAUGAGCCGCUGCUGCUCAACAGCGCUUCGGGUGUCCGCUCGCUGGAUGGCAAAGGCUUUCUGGCGUCUGCCAGUGCGGCCGCUCGCAACUUGGGACUUGACAAAGCGCCAGCACGUUUAGCAGCGGCGCUACACGAGUUGCCGCCAGGUGCAGACCUCGCAUCGCUGGCCACGGUGCAGCAAGAAGCGGUGUUGUGGGUCUCGCUUAGCCUUCACGCCGUCACUCGCUCGAUGGCGGAGACGAUAGAUAGAGAACCUAUGGCUCGCUGCACCGAGGAAGACUGCGAGACAAUUGUCCAUCUCGCCGACCGACUUGGGCAGAAUCGCUCGCCUCAAGCUACUUGGAGAGCGAUCGGUCUGUACUUCUUGGCUGAGCACGCCAAGCUUGCCGAACAUGGCCGCCAGCUCGAUAGAAUCUCGUGCAAGGCCCUAAGUCGGAAGUUCAAGACCAGCGACGAAUUUCACCUCGAAGCUGAAAAGGUCGCCGAGGACUACGACACGUACCGAAUCAGAGUGGCGGAGCGGACGGCGAUUUUCUGGAGACGCUGCCGUGCUCUCGGCUUCGAGGACGAGAGUGUCGUCGAUUGGGUGAACAUCGAAUUCAUCUUUCUCAUGCUGCUGUGUGAGUAUGACGGUCGCAUCAAGAGAUGAAGCUGAACUCAUGCCUACGCUACAUUCGCAGGCAUGUGUCGACUGUCCGAGGCUGUCUUUGAUGUCUGCCGUCACUUUUGCGACAUUUCGGAAUCCGGCAUCUUUAUGGCAGCGUUGAUGAAAGACGGCCCUUUGGUGCGAGCAGCGGCGAUCACGACGGGCAGAAGAGCAGAAAUGACAAGGCACGCCCUCGUUUGCCUUUCGAACUUUCAUCAGCAGCAUUUUGUUUCGCGCAUAGGCAAGACCCACGCUAGAGGCCGUUCUCUCGCCACGUCGGUCUCGCCGAUCUACAUUUGUGCGAUGCUGGUUCAAGCUUCCAAGCAGUUGGCAGAAGAAGUUGCAGGUAAGUCGCGCUAUUGCCCAUUGCAAGCUCGCGCUCACGCAGUGCUG